ACAGUUCCCACUUCCCAGUCUCCCAGCCGUCUGUCACCUGACGUACAGUAUACUACGCAUCGUGCUCACGCCAGAGGUGGGGGUGGCCUAGCGCAGUGAGUCAAGUGAGUGAACAACAGUGAACAACCGAGUCGACGAGCGAAGAGAGCCAGCACACUGCUAGCGGUUACUGGUUACUGGCGAUCAGCAGCGAGUCCCGUGGCGAUUCCGCGGAUUCCCCAAGGAACGAACGGCGUACCCGCAGCGCCGACGACGACGGUGCCGCGGCUGUUGCCAAGGCGGUUUCCGCGAUCAUUCCGAUUUGCCUGCCGCACGCGAACACGACGAUCGAUACACGCCGAUCUCGCGGCUACGCUUCAGCUAUGCGCCCGUCCCGGCCGAUGUUUAUGGUCGUCGUUCACGUCGACUGACAGCUGUCAAUCCCACAUUCGGAGUCGCCCGUGAGUCACCGGAUCGGCAGCCGAGGGCCAGCUCAGGUGAUCCCCUCGAUUAUAUCGUUCCCGAUUGCGGGUUUCGCCUACCUACCUGCGCACGUCGCGCGUCUUUCUUCACACGAGUCCUACGAGACAGUAGCAUAGAUCGAGCGCUAUUAAAGCUUCCACGGACCACCUGCACGAGGACGGUAUCAACCCCCGCGCAGGUAUCGCACGUCACAACCUACCCUUUGUUCAGAUGUCCAGGUAUUUUUUCGAUAUCACCGGCAUGGCGUCCAGCUCCGUCAGCCAGGAGGACUUCGACAACGACUUCGAGUUGACGUCCAGGAGACCCAGGAUUAGAACCGCUAGGACCAGAGUGGUCCCGGCGAGGACAGGAGAUGUGUCUUCCAUAAGCUUUCAAAAGAAUACAACCGAUGUGGAGGAAUCGCAAGGCGUUUAUGACGCAAGCUCCAACCCCGUGCUUCCGACCGAGCACGAAAACCCGCAGAGCAAGCCCAUAAUAAGGAAGCAGGAUAAGCGCGUGACCGGCCGUGUCUUUAGUGUCGUAUCCUGUUUGCACAGGCCAACGCAUAUAAACAAGGGAAAGCAGCAACGCGAUCGACGGAAACUGCGAGAAAAACGCCGUAGCACAGGGGUCGUGCAUUUACCGUCGACAGAGAGCACUGGAGGUAGUACGGGGGAAGACGAGGAAGAGCUUAGUGGCACUUGCCUUGAAACUAAGCACAACACGCAUCACAAUGAAUUUCUUGAUCACGAAUUGAUAGAAGAGCGGAACGCCAGAAUAUACACACAAAGGCGAAACAAAAGUCACUCUGAUUUGGAGGCCGACGACGAAGAGUUCGAUUCUCUCAAUCAAUCCGACAGCAUUAAUCAAUCGGACCACGGCAAUCACGAGCCGCAGACGUCUGUCAAUGCGACUGUCAGACCAAGAUUGCCGACGCCAACGGGCGACAACCCGCACGAACUGAUCGAACGAGCGCAAGAGGAAAACAGGAGGCUGCUAUCCCUUCUGGAAGAUCGGGACCAUAAAAUAAUGGCGCUCGAGGCUCGCCUUUUAAAGCAACAGCACGAGUUGACCCUGGAACGAGACCGACUUCGCGAGGAAAAUGCCACGUUGAUUCGCGCGAUGGCGGCGUUAGCCAGCAACUAAUCCUCUUCAUGUAAUAAAGAUCACGCCUUCUUGGCUCUUUGCUCCUUACAAUAAUCGCCGAGCUGCAGGAUGAGCCAUAAGUCGCGCACCGCGUUGAUCCCUUAAUCAUUACUAUGUAUAUUAUUCUUUUCGUAUUUGCAAAAAAAAACAGAAUACGAUUCACUCGGCCUAUGGAAAUCUAAUUUUUGCAUUGUAUCCCAAAUUUCGAUUGUUGGGAGAUAAAUGUGACAGCCGCAGGCUAAACGACUGAAAAUCCGGUAUUGCGUUAACUAUUUUAUUAUUGUUGAUAUUGUGAUAUAUAUACAUAUAUUUCUAUGUAAUAUAGAAGGCAAAAUGAUCGAAGAAUGAUCAAUGAUUUCUCUAUUGAGUGUUAAACCAAUAGAAUUUUUUUUACAUUUGGAUUUUCGGACAAUUAUUAAAUUCAAAUUAUUAAGGUAAAAAUUGUACUUUGCACUAAAUAUCUUGAUUACUUUUGUGAUACAUUGUGUGCUUUCUCUUACUCAAUAUGAUACAGUGUGAAGGAUGAGUUAAUCCUUUUUCUCCCAAGUUUUUUUUAAAGCUGUUUUUAUGCAAAAAUCUGCGAGAUUUAUAUUAAUUUUCAAAGGAUAAGGGCUAAAAGAAAAAUGGUACAUCUUUUUAUCUUGCUUUUUCUUUUUUUCCUAUCGGUGGCUAUGAAGCUAAGAUAAACUGAAAAUCAUGCAUUAUGUUAAUUCUUACUUUUUUUUUUUUAAUGAAAGGCUGAGAAUUUACUAAAAUAUAUAAGCGAAUUAGCUCGUAACGAAAGAAACUUAGAUUGAUAGUGAUAAGAGUUUAGAUAUUCAGUUUAAUAAAACUAAAAGGAUAUUUCACAUUGCAUUCGUGAUAAUUAAUUUUCUGUAUUCCUCUGAUGCAUGAUUUAUGGAUCAUCCUAAGCAAUAAGGAAGACAUACCUAAGUAGUAAGUGAAUCUACCUUUAGUGCGUAUCGCAAAUUGAGUCAUUAUAAAUAAACAGAUAAUUCUCUAAUCACACAGUGUUAGCUGCGGAAAGUAUAAAUAUACGUUUUUGCAAGCUGCAACGCGAGUUACAUUUUGUAAAAAGCAAUAGCAAUCCGCCACCUUGUAAAGAUAUUAUUGUGACAAUUGAAUCUGCCCUCACUCGCAGAGCUUUGGUCGCAGGCACAGAUCGCACGUUUAUUGUCGAUGUAUUUGCUAUUUGCUAUUGCCGAUUAAUUGCCGUUUUUUUUUUGUUUCACUGUGUUCCAAUCGAGCAGAUACAUUGAAACCACGUGAAAGUGCCGAUUAUGACGUAAGCGACUUAAUCCGUUUUCUAUUGUAAUAAUGUAAGAAUGGACGUUCUAUGUAAGUUUUAUACUUGCAAUACACGAUAAUGUAAUAUUAUGAAUCAUUUUAUUAUUUUAUUACUAUUAAUAUUAUUAUUAUUAUACGCGAACCGUACAAAAUUCUGUAUAUAUAGACACACAGAUGAUUGUAGCGAUUAAUCGAUGCAUUUGAUUAGAAAGACCUCCCCGCGACAAACUUGUGCACUACGCGGGAUGAUGUAACAAUGUGUAAAAUUGUUUGAAGAAAGACUUUUAUUGUCA
Temnothorax curvispinosus is the source of this 3167-nucleotide messenger RNA. Its product is annotated as PRKC apoptosis WT1 regulator protein-like. The transcript has 9 exons. The coding region runs from base 673 to 1587 and encodes 304 amino acids. Gene Ontology annotation, cellular component: cytoplasm. NCBI's taxonomy places the organism in Eukaryota, Metazoa, Arthropoda, Insecta, Hymenoptera, Formicidae. Gene Ontology annotation, biological process: positive regulation of apoptotic process; apoptotic process. The record is from RefSeq and is a predicted model, not a curated record.